Molecule: messenger RNA, 1566 nt
Organism: Puccinia triticina
Lineage: Eukaryota; Fungi; Basidiomycota; Pucciniomycetes; Pucciniales; Pucciniaceae
Exons: 4
Coding region: 1-1566 (521 amino acids)
Biological process (GO): proteolysis
Molecular function (GO): aspartic-type endopeptidase activity
Source: RefSeq, a predicted model, not a curated record
AUGGCGCCUCUCAAUCCUUGUAGCAUUCUCCUCUCUCUCUUCAUCUUCACCCUUUCCCACCACCAAACCCUCUCUUCCUCGACCCCGGCCCCGAACACCUUCCAGCUUAGCCCCCGCGACCUCGGAUCAGCCGGGUCGGCGCCGCGAGCCAUCCCGCUCAUUCGGAGACACUCUGAGCAGCUUCUCCGGAAGCGGAGCCCCCACCUUGUCAGGGACUACGCGCUAAGACAGGCCGACGUGCUCAUCAACAAAUAUCCUCACCUCUCUCGCGGCUCUGCCGUCACCGGCGAUGCGCCCCUCCUCAGGGCUAGAGACCCCUCUGCAGCUGCCCUCACCAAUGGAUAUGCAGAUUCAGAGUACUACGGCGUCAUUUAUGUCGGCACACCUCCCCGGCCGUUCAAUGUCAUUCUCGACACGGGCUCUUCGGAUCUAUGGCUAAUUGGCCAGGGAGCUUCCUCAUCCUCCUCCCACUCGGGGAGUGGGAUUUCCAGCAUCGGCUCUCCUACCGCCGGCUCAAGUGCUACUGGAUCCCCCUUCUCGCCCUCGAGCUCUAGCUCAUUCCAGUCGCAUUCCAACUCGUUCCAGAUUACCUAUGGCUCAGGAUCCGCCUCCGGCGCAGUCGGUACCGAUACUAUCACACAGGGCUCAUACACUGUUACUAACCAGGCCUUCGCCGUGGUCAACAAGGCCACAUCGGGUCUUCUGUCUGGUGACGUCUCUGGCAUCAUGGGCAUGGCCUUCCAGUCGUUGGCUUCCACUAGCUCAUCUCCGUUCUGGCAAUCAGCCAAGAUUGAUACAUUUGCCUUUGGUAUCUCCCGGUUCGUCAACAUAUCCACUGCCACCGAUGUCGAGCCCGGAGGAAUAAUGACCCUGGGAGGGGUUAACAACACUCUUUUCCAGGGAGAUGUGAACUACAUCAGUCUCAAAUCCCAGUCCUACUGGCUUAUCGCCAUGGACAGCGUCUCGAUCAACGGACAGGUGCUCACCGGAAGUCAGAGUAAUGCGGUCGCUAUCGACACUGGAACUUCAUUGAUCGGAGCUCCUACAGCGAUUGUCGCCGCUGUCUAUGCACAGAUUCCCGGUGCUCGGGCUGCAACUGGCUCGUACCAAGGUUAUUACCAGUUUCCAUGCAGCGCAAACCCAGUCUUGACGCUUACUUUUGGAGGGAAGCCGUACCCGAUUGCACCAGAUGACUUCAACGUGGGCGCUGUGGACUCGGAUGGGAAGAUGUGUUUGGGGUCGAUCUUCGCCGUAGAGUCGUCGUCGAGCUCUUCGACUACCAAGUCAAGCAGCUCGCCCGCCUGGAUCAUUGGAGACAGUUUCCUGAAGAACGUGUACACCGUCUUCCACGCCGCCGGUGACGGUGGUCCGGCUGUCGGCUUCGCUACCCCCGCCAACGGAUACCAGGACCUCCUUCGCUCCGCUGGCACCGCUAACGGUGGCGGUGUCACUAGUAACGGCGGCACGACUACCAACGCUAGACACUCUCCUGCACCACCUCGAGCCAUCCCUAGUUUUCUUUCCCUCCUCCUCACUUUUGCUCUCAUCACAUGGACUCUAUCCUAA